CUGAUUUUUCAAAUAACAGAAGUUUCAAGUGCACGCACUUUACAUGUAUUAAAUUUCAAAUUGUCUUGUAAACUGUAUUUCCAAACAAGUAUUUCUGGGCCACCAAAUUAUCAAUUUUCAUCGACGGUAUAAAGUAUAUUGUGUGCGUUCCCUCCGCUACCAGAUACUACACGGAUCAUGUUCAAAUUCUUAGGCAGGACAACUUUGCAUCAUUUAGGCGGAGGAAGUAUUAUACUCCCACGACUAACAUUUACCACAGCGCAGUCUACUGCUCCUCCUAAACCGCAUUUAUUAGCUGAAAACCUUCAUAACCGCACCCUACUGCGCCUUCAUGGAAAGGAUGCCCUUCCAGUCCUGCAAGGCUUGGUGACAAACGAUGUGACGAAAUUACGAAAGGGAUUCCAGUGCCAAUACGCAAUGUUUUUGAAUAAAAGUGGAAAAGCCCUUGCCGAUGCGAUAAUUUAUCGAACGGCCAAUAAAAAUACAUUUCUUCUGGAGUGUGAUCGUAAUCUCAUAAACGAACUAAAGAGGCGAAUUAGAAUGUACAAGCAUCGGGACCAGGAAUUAGACAUAGAAUCUUUGAACGGAGAUUUCGUAAUCUGGGCUGUAUUCAAUGAGUUCAACAACAGCAACAAAUCUCACGAAUCGCUGUCCUUCGCACACUGCAGGAGUGGAGGAUCGGUGGGUCUGAAAAUUAAUUCCGAAGGCCCACCUACGAAAUCUGAUGAGAUCAACGAGGAGAUCCUUUUAUGUCGUGACCCCCGACUGAAAAGCCUGGGAGCACGCGUAAUAGUUCCACAUGAUUUCGCCAUGAAGGACGUUUGCCGACUGUUUCCGAAUUGCAUACUCGAAUCACCCACGAAUAAGAACGACUACAAGCGACUGCGCUACCAGCUUGGCGUCGGCGAGGGUACUGAAGACCAUCCGCCUGGAAAAACCCUCCCCGUUGAAGCUAAUUGUGAUUUUCUGAAUGGAUUCUGUUUCAGCAAGGCAGGAUACAUUGGUCACGAUUCUUCAUCACAAUUGUAUCACGUAAAUAUUAGGAAGCGACUGAUGCCUUUGGUUAUUAAUGGACGUAUAGACUUCACCAACUUGAACAUUCAUUUACCAAAUGGAAGUCACGUCGGGAAGUUGAUAGGACGAAAGGGGCGCAACGGAUUGGCACUUCUGCGAAUAGAGCAAGCUAUGAACGCGCUACGAUUGCUCAUCGAUGGUGUCCCGUGCGAGUUGAAGAAACCUGGAUGGUGGCCAACGGGGGAAAUGAUGCUGGGAAAGGAAGUAAGUCAACAAAGGCAACCUGCUAAGAAGAAAUCUGUUCAAAACUAGCUGUUGAUCGAAAACUUAAAAAGUGCAACUCCUCUAUUUUAAAAUCUGUAUUGUUCUCCUUAGUGAAUUGUUCUAUGAAAUUUUUAGA
Messenger RNA from Hermetia illucens (black soldier fly), 1414 nucleotides. RefSeq names its product putative transferase CAF17 homolog, mitochondrial. The record is from RefSeq and is a predicted model, not a curated record. NCBI's taxonomy places the organism in Eukaryota, Metazoa, Arthropoda, Insecta, Diptera, Stratiomyidae. The transcript is spliced from 2 exons. Gene Ontology annotation, molecular function: protein binding. The coding region runs from base 178 to 1326 and encodes 382 amino acids. Gene Ontology annotation, cellular component: mitochondrial matrix.